UUAACUCAAUUAUAUAUAAUUGACGUAAUAACUUAUAUUAUAGCGCUGUAGUCCCUAAUUUAUUCACUUUCCGGGCGUCAUGUGGAACUGUUUGAGAAACUUUGUCACUUCGUUUUGUACCGAAAGUUCGGUUCAUGGCGUCAAGUAUCUAAUUAAGGAUAAAAAUAAACUUUCGAGAUGCUACUGGUGUGUGAUUCUCAUCUUCUCCCUGUACUGCUGCGGACAGUUCUCCAUACUGCUCUCGGCCCGUUUCCUGGAGAUACCGAUCAGGAUGACCAUCAAAAACGGACAGGCUCUCACGGAGAAGCUUCCUUUGCCUUCUGUCACUUUUUGCUCUGAAAAACCCACUGAUCAGUGGUAUGAAAAGUUCCUGGAUGAAGUGAAAAUUCCUCCCGAGUACACCAGAGAAGUAGUAUUGGAAGCCAUGCGUCUGGGCGUCAGUAACCUGACGCCACUGUAUAUCGAGGAUCAACAGCUACUGAACGUCACGCUGAUGAACAUGCUGGAUCAUGUCCUGGAUUAUAAUCACAUUACGACUCGCGAGUUCGUCUCGCGCGUGUCUGUGCCCUGCGACGUGUUGUUGAGUCGUUGUGAGCUCAGGGGCGUGAUAGUGCCGUGUGCGGAUCUUUUCCAACGUGUCAAUGGACAGUGUUGCCGGUUCUAUGAUGAUCCAGAAACGUACGUUUCAUCAGGAAACGUCUUUAGCAACAAUCUCAAAGUUGUAACCACUAUGGACUACGGUGACGCUUACGUCAUGGUCCACAGACCACUGUCAGAGCCACUGAUAGACCAGUCGUCGUUCACGAUGGCUAAUGGAUACUAUAUCAUGUUCUAUAUAGAUCCGGUAAGGAUUGAGAAGUCCGAGGAAGUUCAUGAAAUGGAGGAGAAAACAGGGAUAUGCGUCCACCCCGACGAGCAAGACUUGCGUUUCUUUGACUCGUACGACUACUUCAACUGCGCAGUGGAAUGGAUCAUCAAUGCCAGCAUGGCUGUGUGCGGCUGCGCGGCCACUUAUACGGCUGUGCCUGAUCAGUAUACUUGCAAUUUUACAGGAAUGAAUUGUCUGAGGAAGUAUUCUAUCGACUCGUGCAACUACUUUAUUAACUGCGCAGUGGAUCUCAUCAUCAAUGCCAGCAUGGCUGUGUGCGUCUGCGCUGCCACUUAUACGCCUGCGCCUGAUCAGUAUACUUGCAACUUUACUGGAAUGGAUUGUUUGAGGAAGUAUUCUACUUUAAACAGGAUGACCUACGGCCUCCACAUCCACGACUAUUUAUCAGACCUGGCGGCGGCGGAAGGUAUAGAGAUGCAGACUUGUCCAGAAGUAUGUACGUACACGCUUUACACGAAGAAUUUCAAGCCCAGUGUACUGGUACCGGAAUAUGACUGUACGGGGUUUUUAAGUGGAGUGGAUUCUAAGAACGCGUACGUCGUGCAUUUCACAUAUGAAAGACAAUUCUAUAAAAUACAUGAAUUCGUCCUGAUCACCGAUUGGAUAACAUUACUAAGUAACCUAGGGGGCGUCUACGGUCUCUUCCUAGGCUGCAGCAUGCUCACUAUAGUCGAACUCGUGUUCUAUCUCUGGACCCGAGUCGUCAGCAAAAUGUGCGAGAACCAUGUCCAAACUUCUGAACACCGCAAAAUAUCAGUGGAGAAAACUGAUCAUACUCGCAAAAUGUCGGUAGAGAAAACUGAUCAAACCAGCAAAAUAUCGGUGGAGAAAAGUCAGCAAGAAUUGCCGGAGCUGUUAAAAUUCAAUAACUGA
Cydia strobilella is the source of this 1762-nucleotide messenger RNA. RefSeq names its product sodium channel protein Nach-like. Gene Ontology annotation, biological process: sodium ion transmembrane transport. Bases 80 to 1762 code for a protein of 560 amino acids. The record is from RefSeq and is a predicted model, not a curated record. Gene Ontology annotation, molecular function: ligand-gated sodium channel activity. The transcript is spliced from 10 exons. NCBI's taxonomy places the organism in Eukaryota, Metazoa, Arthropoda, Insecta, Lepidoptera, Tortricidae. Gene Ontology annotation, cellular component: plasma membrane.